GGGCGAGGGAAGCGGCGAUGGCGACCGGGCGGGUGCCGGGCCGGAGGGAGCGGGCGGCUGAGGGGCCGCGGGGGUGGCUGGGAGAGGCCCCCGGCGUCUGAGGUGCCCUAGAUGUUGGUCACUUUCUGGCCUCACUCAAGCACAGUUAGAGGAAUUGUAUCUGGCUCUGGCUGUAGUUGGGAUAUCCCCAUUCAGACUCGGCCAUGGAAGCAGAAAAUGAAGUGGAGAGCAGCAGCGAUGCUGCCCCUCGGCUGGGGCAGCAAGAGGAGCCCUCCGAGAGCGGCCUGGGCAUGGAGACCUCAGAGACCAUGUCUGCAGACAGCAGCGAUGCUGCCUCGGUGCCCGUCACCCUCUCGGAGGCAGAUGAAUCCGGGGUCGGCCAGAGCUCGGACAGUGGAGGGAUCUCUUUGGCCGAAGUACCGGAGAGCAGCUCCAGCACGGACGCCUUGCCCAGGGCCUACCUGCCGGACUCCUCCUCCAUUGCGCAGUCCACCCUGGUGUCCAGCGUCUCCACCGUCAGCCAGUCCGUCCUGGUCUCCCAGUCUCCCCAGGGCCUCGUUCACUCCAGCGUCCUCGCGGAAGGAGCUCCCGUCGUCUCCAACUCCACGGCCUCCACCUCCUCGGAUCUGAGUGCCGCCAUUGACAAGAUCAUAGAGUCCACCAUUGGGCCAGACAUCAUUCAGCGGUGCAUUGCUGUGACAAGCGAGGAGGAUGGCGGGGCCCAAACCACCCAGUACCUCAUCCUGCAGGGACCAGAUGAUGGAGCCCCCGCGAUAUCCCACAUGGCCAGCUCUGCCCUGGCCCGCAGCUUGGCUGUGGAAGCCCUUGCGGACGGCCCCACCUCGACCUGCGUGGAGCACCCUGGGCCCCUGGAGCUGCUGGAGCAGCCGGAGCCGCUGGACCAGUCGGAGGAGCCCGACCUGGAGAGCCUGGAGGAGCUGAUGGAGGUGGUCGUGGUGCAGCAGUUCAAAUGCAAGAUGUGUCAGCACAAGAGCGCCUCAAAGAGGGUCCUCAUCCAGCACAUGAGGGAGCGCCACUUCCAGCCAGCGUCAGCCCCCGGUGUGAAGAAAGGGCGCCCCCGGAAGGGGGCUCCUGUGCCCAAGGCCCCAGAGAAGAGGAAGGCAGAAGAAGCAGAGGAGGAGGAGGAAGACGACAUUGUGGACGCAGGGGCUAUCGAUGACCCUGAAGGGGACAGCGACUACAACCCAGCGGAGGACGAGCCUCGAGGGCGCCUGCCCAAGACCAGCAGCCGCCCUGUGCCCACGUCCAGCGAGGAGCGGCUGCGCCGGCGGCCGGGACGGCCCCGCAAGUUCCCCUGCCUGGAGGUGGUCCCUCAGCCAGAGGGUGACAACGCAGAGCCCGUGGUCUCAUCCCAGGGCCUCCCCCAGGGCGACCCCCAAGGCUCCGAGGCGGCCAGCUCCUCGGAUCAAGUUCCUUUGGGGGGCGAAAGCCACGGGGAGCAGGCCGUGAGCCAGUCCGACUCCGAAAACAGGGACCCUUCCUCCCGCGAGAAGCUGGAAGCGCUCCCCCGCCGGCGCGGCCGCCCCUCCCACCGCUUCCUGGGCAAGAAAUACCGCAAGUACAUCGGGCGAAGGUACUGCUACAAGUCAGCCAAGCCCUUGAUGCGACCCUACCUGUGCCGGAUCUGCGGCUCCCGCUUCCUGACGCCCGAGGACCUGCGCUUCCACGUGAACUCGCACGAGGCCGGAGACCCCCAGCUCUUCCGCUGCCUGCAGUGCAGCUACCGCUCUCGCCGCUGGUCGUCCCUCAAGGAGCACAUGUUCAACCACGUGGGGAGCAAGCCCUACAAGUGCGAGGAGUGCGACUACACCAGUGUCUACAGGAAGGACGUCAUCCGCCACUCGGCCGUCCACAACCGCGACAAGAAGAAGCGAGCUGAUCCGCCCCCCAAGCGCAGUUCCUUCCCCUGCCCUGUCUGCAGCCGCGUCUACCCCAUGCAGAAGAGGCUCACGCAGCACAUGAAGACGCACAGCACCGAGAAGCCCCACAUGUGUGACAAGUGCGGGAAGUCCUUCAAGAAGCGCUACACCUUCAAAAUGCACCUGCUGACCCACAUCCAGCCUGUGGCCAACCGCCGGUUCAAGUGCGAGUUCUGCGACCACGUCUGCGAGGACAAGAAGCUGCUCCUCAAGCACCAGCUGCUGCACAUUCACGACAAGCCCUACCGCUGCAGCCUCUGCCCUUACGCCACCGUCCGGGAGGACUUCCUCCUCUCCCACAUGGCCGUCAAGCACACAGGCGGGAAGCCCUUUGCCUGCGAGUUCUGCCACUUCACCACCAAGCACAAGAAGAACCUGCGCCUCCACAUCCAGUGCCGCCACGCGGAGAACUUCGAGGAGUGGGUGCAGCGGCACCCGGAGGAGCCCCCCUGCCGCCGCCGCCCCUUCUUCACCCUCCAGCAGAUUGAGGAGCUGAAGCAGCAGCACAGCCAGGGCCAGGCGGCCGCGGAGGCAGCGCCCGCCAGCUCCCCCCAGGUCACCUACCAACCUGCCCAAACCCCGCCUGCUCCAGAGCCCCCCAUCCUGACGCAGGAGCCGCUGGAGGCAGCCACCAUCAUCUACGAGCCAGACGUAGAAGGCUCUGCUGAGCUGGCCACACAGACGGCGCUGGACCUCUUGCUGAACAUGAGCAGCCAGCGGGAACUGCCCGCCAGCAGCACCCUGGAGGUGGCCGUGGUGAAGGCCGACGGCUUCUCCAAGGCCUCCGAGCCCCAAGGGCAGCCGGAGGAAGAGGAGGAGGAGGAGGAGGCCCAGACCAAGGUGCUGACGCUGCACGUCACAGAGGAGGCAGCCCUGGAGGGCACCGAGAUCCAGCAGGUCACCAUCCCCUUCAGCAGCACCACGGAGUACAGCAUCAUUGCGCCAAGCGAGGAGGAGGCCACCAGCACGCUCUACGGGGAGGGGGAGAGUGCCAGCGAAGUCGUCCAGGCGGUGGUCAGAAGCUGCACCCUGAAGCAUGCCACAACUCCCAGCAGCACGCCAGAGAGCCAGCAGCACACCGUGGAGAUGAGUGGGGAGCGGCCAGAGGCCCAGUGCAGCGUCCCGUGGCCUCUGGUCCAGUGCCUAGCCUGGCCGGCCCACAAGGCCGUUUCGCUGGCCCCCGCCGACCAGGAACCGGCCCCAGGCAAGGGCAGGCCUCCCGCCAGGCAGGGGGCGUCCAAGCAGGCCUCCGGCAACGACACUUCCCCCAAGAAGCUGCCGGCAGCCCUGGCGGGCAAGGUGCCCUCAGCCAAGAAGUUCUCCUGCAAGAUCUGCAUGGCGACGUUUGCGGGCCGAGCAGAGAUGGAGAGCCACAAGCGUGCCCACAUUGGACCCAGCGCCUUCAAGUGCCCCGACUGCCCCUUCACGGCAGCUCUGUGGCCCGACGUCCGGACCCACAUGGAGCAGCAUGCCAGCCUCCGGCCCCACAAGUGCCAGCACUGCAGCUUUGCCUCUAAGAACAAGAAGGACCUCCGGCGCCACACCCUGACGCACACCAACGAGAAGCCCUUCGCUUGCCACGUCUGCGGGCAGAGGUUCAACCGCAACGGGCACCUGAAAUUCCACAUGCAGAGGCUGCACAGCGCAGAAGGGGGGAAGCAGGCGCCUGAGCUGGCCCCCAGCGCCUCCCAGACCAUCCUCCUCAACAGCGACGACGAGGCCCUGGCCCCGCUGCAGACGACCCUGCAGUCCGGCCAGGCUGUCCUGGCUCCAGAGAGGCUCCAGCAGGCCCUGGGGCAGGAGCGCAUCCUCAUGACGCAGGAGCAGAGCGUCCCCGGCCAGGAGGAUGCUGCCUACAUCCAGGAGAUCGUGACGACGGCAGACGGGCAGAUGGUGCAGCACCUGGUGACGGCAGAGAACCAGGUCCAGUACAUCAUCACCCAGGAUGGCGUUCAGCACCUCCUGCCUCAGGAGUACGUGGUUCUGCCUGGGACGCAUCACAUCCAGGUGCAGGACGGCCAGAUCACCCACAUCCAGUACGAACAAAGCGGUCAGUUCAUGCAGGAGCCCCAGAUCCAGUAUGUCCCUGUGUCGCCAGGACAGCAGCUCCUCACGCAAGCUCAGCUGGAGGCCGCAGCCCAUUCUGCAGUGACAGCGGUGGCUGAUGCCGCCAUGGCCCAAGCACAGGGCCCGUUCAGCACAGACUGCGCAGCGGACCAGAUCCAUGAGCUCCAGCCGGGGGUCCACUAUGACAUCAUCACGCUGGGAGACUAGCAAGGGGGACCUCGUCCUCGCCCCCCGCCCCAAGCAUGGACCUCUGCUUCCUCUUGGCUCUAUGGGGGAUGAGAGGGGGCCUGGCUGCGUUGGCAAACAGGAUCAGCACCCUGUCUGGAUUGUGCCUUCGCGCCAUGACCAGGAACGCUCAGUGUGCCCUUGCCUCUCGGAAGGAGCUGCUCCCUGGGGCCUGGCAGGCCCAGCUGCCCCCACCUGCCUGCCGGCUGCCAGUGGCUGAACUUGAAGCUGUGGGUGCUUGAGCCCCAACUGUAGGCCUGGGGGGCUGGGGGCGCCUUCUCCCAUGGUGUGGGGUGUUGCUUUGCUGGCCUUGACGGCCUCCCAAUAAAGGCACAGGACUGCCUGGAAGCGA
Messenger RNA from Podarcis raffonei (Aeolian wall lizard), 4584 nucleotides. RefSeq names its product zinc finger protein 335 (gene ZNF335). The coding region runs from base 204 to 4214 and encodes 1336 amino acids. NCBI's taxonomy places the organism in Eukaryota, Metazoa, Chordata, Lepidosauria, Squamata, Lacertidae. The transcript is spliced from 29 exons. The record is from RefSeq and is a predicted model, not a curated record. Gene Ontology annotation, biological process: brain development; regulation of gene expression; positive regulation of neurogenesis. Gene Ontology annotation, molecular function: RNA polymerase II cis-regulatory region sequence-specific DNA binding. Gene Ontology annotation, cellular component: nucleus.